Bactrocera latifrons is the source of this 500-nucleotide messenger RNA. Its product is annotated as glutamate receptor ionotropic, kainate 2-like. The transcript is spliced from 3 exons. NCBI's taxonomy places the organism in Eukaryota, Metazoa, Arthropoda, Insecta, Diptera, Tephritidae. Bases 33 to 494 code for a protein of 153 amino acids. Gene Ontology annotation, molecular function: ligand-gated monoatomic ion channel activity; signaling receptor activity. Gene Ontology annotation, cellular component: postsynaptic membrane; plasma membrane. Gene Ontology annotation, biological process: monoatomic ion transport. The record is from RefSeq and is a predicted model, not a curated record.
CUACCAGCCAGCCUACACGACUUUUUUCCUUCAUGAAUCCAUUGGCAAUGGAAAUUUGGUUGUAUGUGCUUACCGCUUACAUCCUUGUUUCACUUACUUUAUUCGUGAUGGCCCGAUUUUCACCAUAUGAGUGGAACAAUCCACAUCCUUGCAUGAAAGAAUCCGAUAUAGUUGAAAAUCAAUUCUCCGUUUCAAACAGCUUUUGGUUUAUAACGGGAACAUUUCUUCGGCAAGGAUCGGGCUUAAAUCCAAAGGCAGUAUCAACUCGUAUUGUUGGAGCAAUUUGGUGGUUUUUUACACUAAUUAUUAUAUCGUCAUAUACUGCUAACUUGGCUGCAUUCCUAACUGUAGAACGUAUGAUAACCCCGAUCGAGGGUGCUUCUGACUUAGCUGAGCAAAGUGAUAUUUCAUAUGGAACCUUGGAAGGAGGAUCAACUAUGACAUUUUUUAGGAAAGUGGUCACCAAUAAUAUAACUCUCAAUUGGCCGGUAUAAAGUCAU